Messenger RNA from Gavialis gangeticus (Gharial), 3156 nucleotides. It is a transcript of the gene LRRN3, whose product is annotated as leucine rich repeat neuronal 3. Bases 365 to 2521 code for a protein of 718 amino acids. Gene Ontology annotation, molecular function: protein binding. Lineage: Eukaryota; Metazoa; Chordata; Crocodylia; Gavialidae. The record is from RefSeq and is a predicted model, not a curated record. The transcript has a single exon.
UUUUAGGUCAUCCUGUCAUUCCUGCAAAUACUAAUCAAUCAUGGGAUUUGAAGUUAAUACUAUUAAAUAAAUGAAUUGCUUAAUCUCUUAUGAUCAUCUAUACAUGCUUCAUCUUCACAAAGCUUAUCAGUGUUAUGUCAUCAAGGAGAGAGUGACCCUCAUAUCUACAACAUGUCUAUUAUCAUUGGACAAGGUGGUUGCAAGGUUUCCACUUAUUUUCAGGAAGAAAGUUUUUUGCUUUUUUGGCAGUCAUCACUUGACAAAUGCAAGUGUUUGCUUUAUCUAAUGGCCAGCCCUUAAUGAACUCAAAACCAGUAUCUGGAAUUUUUAAGGGCCCAUUACUUUUGUGAAGACUUGAGCUAAGAUGAAGGACAUGCCACUCAAAAUUAAUUUUCUACUUGGCCUAGUAACCACUGCACUAGUACAAGCGGUAGAAAAAAAAUUGAACUGCCCAGAAUCAUGCACAUGCGAGGUCAGACCUUGGUUCACACCAAGAUCUGUCUACCUGGAGGCUCCAACAGUAGACUGUAAUGAUUUAGGCCUUUUACAUUUCCCAACCAGACUGCCUGCUGACACCCAGGUUCUACUUCUACAGACUAACAAUAUUGCAAAAAUUGAAUACUCAGUAGACUUCCCAGUGAACCUUACUGGUCUGGAUUUAUCUCAAAACAAUUUAUCUUCAGUGACCAAUAUUAAUUUGAGAAAGCUUCCACGGCUUCUUUCAGUGUACCUGGAGGAAAACAAACUUACAGAACUGCCUGAAGAAUGUCUCUCUGGACUCAGAAAUUUACAAGAACUCUACAUUAAUCACAACUUACUUUCUACAAUUGCACCAGGAGCUUUCAUUGGCCUUGAUAAUCUUCUCAGACUUCAUCUCAAUUCAAAUAGCCUGCAGAUGAUCAACAGUAAGUGGUUUGAAGCUAUUCCUAAUCUUGAGAUUCUCAUGAUUGGAGAAAAUCCAAUCAUCAGAAUCGAAGAUAUGAACUUUAAGCCUCUUAUCAAUCUGCGCAGCCUGGUUUUAGCAGGCAUAAAUCUCACUGAAAUACCUGAUAAUGCUUUGGUUGGCCUUGACAACUUAGAAAGCAUUUCAUUUUAUGACAACAGAUUUGUUAAAGUGCCCCAUGUUGCUCUUCAAAAGGUUACAAAUCUUAAAUUUUUGGAUUUAAAUAAGAAUCCUAUUAACAGAAUACGAAGAGGAGAUUUUAGUAAUAUGCUGCACCUAAAAGAGCUGGGAAUUAAUAAUAUGCCUGAACUGAUUUCUAUAGAUAGUCUUGCUGUUGACAAUUUGCCAGAUUUGAGAAAAAUAGAAGCUACCAAUAACCCCAGACUAUCUUAUAUUCAUCCAAAUGCAUUCUACAAGCUGCCCAAACUGGAAUCACUCAUGCUCAAUAGCAAUGCACUUAGUGCCCUGUACCGUAGUACAAUAGAGUCUUUGCCUAACCUCAAGGAAAUCAGCAUACACAGUAAUCCAAUUAGAUGCGAUUGUGUAAUCCGCUGGAUUAACAUGAAUAAAACCAAUAUUCGAUUCAUGGAGCCAGAGUCAUUAUUUUGUGUGGAUCCUCCAGAAUUUCAAGGCCAGAAUGUGAGGCAGAUACAUUUCAGGGAAAUGAUGGAAAUCUGCCUCCCACUAAUAGCCCCUGAAAGUUUCCCAUCUACUCUGGAUUUAAAAGCUGGCAGCCAUGUUUCUUUACACUGCAGAGCAACAGCAGAACCAGAACCUGAAAUCUACUGGAUAACACCAUCAGGUCAGAAACUUUUGCCUAAUACUGCUUGUGAUAAAUACUACAUUCAUUCUGAAGGAACAUUAGACAUAAGUGAUGUAACACAAAAAGAAAGUGGCCUUUAUACAUGCAUAGCAACUAACUUAGUUGGUGCAGAUUUAAAAUCAGUUAUGAUUAAGGUUGAUGGCUCUUUCCCCCAGGACAGUAGUGGAUCUUUGAGUAUAAAGAUAAAAGAUGUAAAAUCUAAUUCUGUUCUCGUUUCAUGGAAAGCAAAAGCUAAAAUUCUGAAAUCCAGCAUCAGAUGGACUGCUUUUCUGAAGACUGAAAACUCUCAGGCUGCACAAAGCGCUCGAAUUCCAUCUGAUAUAAAGGUAUAUAAUAUAACACAUCUAAAUCCAUCCACUGAAUACAGAAUUUGUAUAGACAUUCCGACUAUCUACCAACAGAAUAAGAAAGAAUGUAUCAAUGUCACCACAAAAGGAUUGGAUCUUGAAGUGAAAGAUUAUGAAAAGAGCAACAUAACAGGAUUCCUGCUCUGCCUUGGUUCUCUUUUGGGAGUCAUCUGCAUGGUGUAUCUCUACAGUUGCAUCUCACAGGAAAUGAACUACGAUGUAGGACGCAGUUAUUUAAGGAAUUACCUGAAGAAACAACCCUUUUCAUUCAACGAGCUUUAUCCUCCUCUAAUCGGUCUUUGGGACACAGGGAAAGAAAAAAGCACAGCACUUGAAGUCAAAGCAACUGUAAUAGGUAUUCCACGUAAUAUGUCAUCAAAUACCAAUACUACAAAAUUAAAUUUCUGAAAGAAAAAGCACAAGCCUUUGUGCUAAAUAUUAAGGCAAAAAAGUAUUACUCUUCAGAAUUCAGAAGGCUAGACUCUGCUGCUGCUGACAUAGAGGAAUAUGUACUGAUUCAGCAUAAAAGAACAUUUUUCACACACUGGCUUCUACGAGUAUUGUGCCAACCAAAUACAAUUACUCAAUUUUCUAGAACUUUUGUGUGACUUUUGAGUCUGGAAAACAGUGCAAGUAGCUAAGAACAUUUUCUGUAUUUUUUUUAAUUAUGUAAGAGUAGUGGAACUGAGCAAUACCUCCUCCUGUGUUGUAUUACACACACUAGCCACGAGUUUCUGCAGUGACCAGAUAAAUUAGAAUUGACACAUGGUGUAAUGAAAUGGACAAAUUCUGUAGAAUAGACACAGUGAGUAUGUGAAACUUUUUUAUGAAGAAAAAUACAUUUUUGAUUACAAUCAAAAUAGUUUUUGGCUUGUUUGUUUCUAUAAAAAAGGGAAUUCUUCUUGAAGCUCCUGUCAUUUUAAUAUCUGAUCAAAUAGCUAAAUAUAUUCUGUUGAAAUGCAGGUCUGACUGCAUAGGAAAGUUUUGCUGUUUUUUAGGCUGUAAAAUUGCAAUAACCACACAAUAAAUACUUUUAUAAAGUA